GUUUGUGUUGCAUGUUGUUUGUUUACAAUUAAGAUUCCAAUGAAGUAGAAGACUGUAUAAGUUUAUAUAAUUGGAUAUUGGUAUAAAGAAUAAAACAAUGCAUAAUGCAAUUGAGGUUUGGAAGCAAUGUAUCCAUUGUAAUAUUCUUGUCAGUUUUCAAGACUUUGGCAUCCAUCAACAAAUUUGCGGUGGUGCCACUAACUCAAAUAGCACUUCACAUCUGCCACACGGAUAUAUUUGGAAAGGAGUAUUUUAUGCAACCACACAUGAACUAGAUGAAAAUGAAAAUAUAUUACUCCCAAGCUUCAGAAACACCUUGCUGCUAAUGCAUCCUUCGACAAUGAAGAUUAUGAAUUUCAUCAAAGGAGAUUCUGUACUGUUGUGUACCAAAAAUGGUCAGAUUAUUUUGAAAUGUUGGCCCUGUGUAGAAGUUCAAGCAUCUUCUGUGUUCAUUCCAGCUGCCUUUCUUUUCCAUUGUUCUGUAAAGAGUCAUUUUGCAAUUAUACCAUAUACAGAUUAUAUAAAUGUAGCAGUAAAUGUUACUUGUAGUCUUCAUAAUCCUCAAGCAUAUUUGAAAUCUCAAAAAGUGAAAGAUUUCAUUAAAAAGGAGCUGGCUCACAUAUAUAUUACAGAGGGAAUGAAUUUGAAUUUUCGUUUCUUGGGCUAUCCAUUUUCCAUUACUAUUGAUGCAAUAGAAAGUUCUGCCAUAAGCUCUGAAAAUAUGAAAGCUCCUGAAAGAAAGAAAUCUAAAAAGACUUUAGAUGAUAUUUGUAUGAGGUUAAAAUAUCUGAAUUUGAAUGAAAGCAAUAGUUCCAGUGUAGAAGAUUCUAUCAAUGAAAGUCACAGUACUAGCUUUUCAGCACUUUCCAGGAAGUCUUUUCAGUGCUCAACGCCAAAAUCUUCAAAGCCUGGAGUAUUAAACAAAUCAUCUGUUGCUGAACAUUUUCGAUCAGUUUCAAAUGUGGAUAAAUGUUCUGUUCUUGUGUCACAGUAUUUUUCAAUUAAUAAGCAUACAAAUUUUCAUGUUGAUUUAAAAAAAUGUAAUGAAUAUGAAACUUUCUCAAGUAGCACUAAAUUUGAAAAUUUGCAUGGUUUAGAAAAGCAAAUUUCUGAGAUCAAGGUCUGCAUCAACUCAAUUAUACAUGCAAAUCCUGAAGAGCAUGUAAGAGGUUUAUUGCUACUAGGCCCAAGUGGUACUGGGAAAAGCUCUGUUGCAGAAGCUAUUCAAAUGGAAUAUAAGAUACCUAUUUUUGUCAUAAAACAUAGCAGUGAAGGGGGAUUUAAAAGUAAAUUGAGAAAGAUAUUUAGUCAAGCUGCAAAAGAAUGUCCAUGUCUGUUAUUUAUAGAUGAUAUUGAUUCUUUGCUUUUUGACCAAUCUGUGUUAUCCCAAAAUGAAGAUGUUGCUUAUAAUGAGCUUUGUGCUAUGCUCAGUAAUUUUCUGAUACUUAUUGAUAUAAUUGGAAGAUCUAAACAUGACUUGAGCCCAGAAGAGAUUUUAAAAUUAUCGCAUUUGACUCGUGGUUUCACUGGUCAAGAUCUGAAACGAUUAUAUAGUGAAGUUCAAGAAUUUGCAUGGGAGAGAAGAAAUAUCACAAGUUCGAUUGUGCCUUCUUUAAACUUUAUGGAUUUUAAGGAAAGUUUAAAACAUAUAAAGCCUAUUUCUGUUGCAGAAUUUAAUUUUGAAAUACCAGAUGUCAAGUGGACUGACAUUGGUGGUAUGCAUGAUGUUAAAAAUGCUGUUACUGAAAUGAUAGACUGGCCUCUCCGCUUUGCAGAACAGUUUAAGCAAUUCAAAAUUGUUCCAUGCAGAGGUAUACUGAUGUAUGGUCCACCUGGCUGUUCCAAAACUAUGAUUGCAAAAGCAUUAGCAUCAGAGGGACACCUUAAUUUCAUUCCAAUUAAGGGUCCACAGAUUUUCAACAAAUAUGUUGGAGAAUCUGAAAAGUGUGUCUCAGAAUUAUUUAAGAAAGCUCGAUCUGCUGCACCUUGUGUUAUAUUUUUUGAUGAAAUUGAUUCAAUUUCAUCUGUUAGAGGCAGUACUUCAGGCAGUUCCAAUGUGGCUGACAGAGUAUUAAUUCAGUUGCUGAUUGAAAUUGAUGGCAUUGAUGUACUUCAAGGCGUUAGCAUAAUUGCUGCUACUAACAGGCCAGAUAUUAUUGAUCCUAGUUUGCUGAGGCGUUUUGAUCAACUUUAUGUUCCUCUUCCUGAUGAUGCCACUAGGAAGGAAAUUAUUGAUGCAAAACUCAAGAAAAUGCCACUUUCAUCAGAUGUUGAUAUAUCGUACUUGGUCAAAGCAACUGAAAACUACUCUGGAGCUGAAAUUGUGGAAUUAUGUCACGAAGCUGGUAUGUCUCUACUUAAGGAGGAUAUAACUUCUUCAACUUCACAAGUUACUAUGAAGCAUUUUCAUGAAGCUCUGAACUGUGUUUUACCAAAGACAACUAAAGAAAUGAUUGAAUUUUAUGAAAAUUAUAAAAAUAAAGCUUAUGUAUAAUAUAGAUUAUAGCAAUAAAUAUUUUUAUAAUAUGCA
This is a messenger RNA of Stegodyphus dumicola, 2530 nucleotides long. Its product is annotated as ATPase family gene 2 protein homolog A. Gene Ontology annotation, cellular component: cytoplasm. The record is from RefSeq and is a predicted model, not a curated record. Gene Ontology annotation, molecular function: ATP binding; ATP hydrolysis activity. Lineage: Eukaryota; Metazoa; Arthropoda; Arachnida; Araneae; Eresidae.